Cavia porcellus (domestic guinea pig) is the source of this 4768-nucleotide messenger RNA. RefSeq names its product TSPY like 5 (gene Tspyl5). NCBI's taxonomy places the organism in Eukaryota, Metazoa, Chordata, Mammalia, Rodentia, Caviidae. Gene Ontology annotation, biological process: nucleosome assembly. Gene Ontology annotation, cellular component: nucleus; chromatin. Gene Ontology annotation, molecular function: chromatin binding; histone binding. The record is from RefSeq and is a predicted model, not a curated record.
AUGGAUAGUGGUAUUCAGAAGGUAGAAGGGGGCUGUCAUGAUGGCUAUCUUGUACAAAAGGAACGAAUGUGCUUUAUGAGCUCCUGGGGACACGCAAGAGCUCCUCAAAGAGAAGAGGCCAACACAUUGCAUCCAGACUCGGAGAAGACUUUGCCACACGGAGAGCAAAUUCACGCUCUGCAGACGCUCACUGAAGCAGGGGCGGCCGGGUCAGAACGUGACUGUGGAGAGGACUCGGCUGUCACCGUGAGCGCCCGAAGUAGAGGUCGAAAGUCCUCCCGCGGCAAAGCCCGAGUCCGCGCUGCUCCCGGCGACGCCUCUCGCGACCUGGGUCCGCCACAGUUCCAGAGCCCCGGGGAAGACACCCGGGUGGCAUAGGUACAGACUGGCGCAGAUGGCGGUGACUCGAAGGCGGCUGCUCCUGCGCUGGCCGUGCAGCCCAGGGUCGAGGACCAGGACACCUGCCGGCUGCUCUUGGACUGCGGCCUCGCGCUCAGGGCUGGGCUGCAGGGGACCCAGGGGGCCACGGCCUUCGCAGAGCGCCUGGCCCCAGACACCAUCUUCGUGGGAACUGCGGGAGCUGUGGCGAAGCUGAAGUACCGACCCCGUGCCAGAACCUGGCAUGGCCCUUCUGGAAAGAAAAUGCCAGAAAAGCGCUGUAGCCAGGCGGGGUGGGAGCCUCAGGCUGCAGCUGGUGGGAAGCCAAAGAAAGGGGCGGCUGGGGAGUGCACCCCCGACUCAGUUGGGGAAGAAAGGAAAAUGGGGGAGACACAUUCUGGGUUGGGGCUCCUAGAGACCGAAGGCGACAUGGACACGCUGGAGAUGGUCCAGCUGAAGCUGGAGACCAUGAACGUCAGGCUUGCGCGCAAGUUCGGGCAGUUGCGACGACACCACUUGGAGUGCAGCAAUGUCCUCAUCAAGAGCAUCCCGGGCUUUUGGGAGCAAGCUUUCCAAAACCACCCCCAGCUCUCUGCCUUUCUCAAUGGCCACGAUAAAGAGGUGCUAAGCUAUUUGAACAGCUUAGAAGUAGAGGAACUUGGCCUCCUUAGAUUGAGCUACAAGAUCAAGUUCUACUUUGGCCCUAACCCCUAUUUUCAAAAUAAAGUGCUCAUUAACGAAGGGUGUGGGCCUUCCGGUCAGGUGGUUUCUCAUUCUACUCAUCAGUGGCUCCCAGGGCAUGAUCUGCACUCCAUGACUCAGGGAAACCCAGAAAAAAGCCAUAGCUUCUUUGGGUGGUUUGUAAACCACACUUCUAUUAAGUCUGACAAGAUUGUUGAGAUAAUCAAUGAGGACCUAUGGCCCAACCCUCUGCUUGAAGGGGCUGAUGGAGAGAAAGCAAUGGAAGCCAGGCCAGGCCCAGCAAAGCAGCCAGGGGAGAUCCCACGCCUAGAAUAAAACUGUCCGACUGAUCCUGUGCGAAUCUCUCUAUUACCUCCUGCGGGACCAGUUCGUGGCUCUCUACAUGUGUCCUUCAUCUUGGUUUCUACGUGCUGUAGUCCAUUUGGACUUUAGCCAGAAUAUGGCACUUAAUAACAUGUUCUUUUGCUUUGCUGUGGCUUUCUUUUUUUUUUUUUUAAAUAAUAGUGUCGCAUGUUAUGUGAUCUCAUCCUGCUGUUUCCGUGUAAAGCACUUAUGCUUGAGGUGUGUACUGCCUUUCUGUACAUUGCCUCAACCCUAGGUUUGUUUGUUUGUUUGUUUUGGUUCUGGGGAUUGAACUUACGACCUUGCACUCACCAGGCAAGUGCUUGAGCCACUGAGCUAAAUCCCCAGCCCUCGACCCUGUUUUUGACUCUGGCCUUCUCCCCUUAGCAGUAAUAUAAACAUUCUCAAGUCAUUCUUCGGGAGGCCCAGAGCAUCCUCGAGCUCUGCUGCUUCAUGGCUGGUGGCUUGCUGGGCUGCAGGUUCAUCCUGGCCAUGCACUUUAUCAAUGGGAAGCUUUACUGUUCCCGCUGCAAAAUUAAGCCAAUGCAUGUGACUAGCCAGAAUUUAUUGUCAUGUGAGUUUGGGAGUACCAGCUAAGAUGCCACCUACUUAUUUCCAGCUUUGGCGAGCAGAAUGGCACUUGACUGCUGGGCUUCAAUGGGUAGUAUGCCACGUAUUCCAUCGCGUGUCUUCUUGCCUCUGAGCGUGUCUGCUGAUGAACCUUUGCUUCUGGCUAAGCCAGGUGACUCUCAGACCACUAACUUUUGUCUAGAUUGCUGUUGGCCCUUGUUGGCUUCCUGGUCAACAAGGACCUCAGGAACUGCCUAUUGACUCAAGCACCUGCCAGUGCAUGAGACACACACUAGCCUUUCCCAGGUUUCAGGGCCCUACUGGCUGAGACUGGUAGGGAAGACUGCCAUGUACGGCCACAUGCUCACUUCUUCGUAUGUGACUCUAGGCAAGAGUGGGCCUGGGCCCCACCUUUGUCAACUAAAUACAUUUGUCAAACUCCCUUAAUUUCCUCUGAGACAUGCUCAGGGUACCCUAGGGGAGGCGCUCUGGGGGAGGUGUUUCCGUCUCUGUGGACUGCUGUCUGCUUGAUGUUAUCUCGUGUAUCCAGGGUACUUCCUUGAGUUCCAGAGCCCUCUCCCACUCUAUCUUCCACUGUCUCUCUUUCUUUCUCUUGCUGCCACCUUCCUUUCCCCUUCCCCCUUUCCUUUCUUCCUUUAUUUUUUGGAACUUUUUAAAAUAGUACUACAGAUCAGACAAGAGAGGAGGCAACCAUGGUUUUCUACAUAUAGAAAUGUAGAACAUAUAGAAAUGUCUACAUAUACAGGUGGAGACCUCUAUGCACACGCUCAUGCUAGGCUAAAAUAGUCAAUGAAACCAAAGGGCAGGUGGGUUUGCGGUCAGAUUCCUCACACCUGGGUCCUACUCUAUAGUUCUGAAGUUGAAAACUCAGGGCGACUAUGUGGUAGACUAUUUUCCACUUUUUUGUGUGUGACACUCAGGAUUAAACCCAAGGCCUAUGCACUUACAGCUUCAGCCCUUUAAAAAAUAGCAUGGGUGUGUGUGUGUGUGUGUGUGUGUGUGUGUGUGUGUGUGUGUGUGAGAGAGAGAGAGAGAGAGAGAGAGAGAGAGAGAGAGAGAGAGAGAGAAAGAGAGAGAGAGAAGAUCUCACUAAAUUGCUAAGUUGCCUAGGCUGGGCUUUAAUCUUCCUGCCUCAGCCUCCCACACUACUACAGUCUGUGCUGGUUAUGACUUUUGUGUACAUGUUUUUCAAGAUCCAGGGUCCUCCUGCUGUCUCUUGGAGUAGUUUCAGCCACCUGGAUCAUCAGUCCCAGCUCCCGCUCUGACAGUCUUUCACUGUAUACCUUCAGAUGCUGCAGGGGUGGGCAUUUGUCUCCACUUUGGAGGAUUCCAAGGUGCAUCUAGGGCAUGGGAAUCUGUUCUAGACCUUCAGGUUAUUUCCAGCAGCUGGGCAAACGGAGCUGGGCCCAUCCUGCCCAGGCUAGCCUGUGUCCUCCUUCCCCUCAUCCCUGAGGGUGGAAAGGAGGAUCAGGUCUACAUCUACAGUCCCCCAGCUUCCCUUAACUUAGGUUAGACCUCAGUCUAAGUUUUGUAAGGGAGUCCUUGGCUGAGAGUUGCAGUAAGGGGAGGCUAGCAGGGAAAUUGGAGCAAAAAUGUGGAGCAGGCGUGAUCCUGGUAAGGGAUGGCCCUGGGAAAGCUGACAGAAAUGGCCUGAGAAGCUGCAGGGAGAGCCUGCUUAUCUCAGUGAUAGAAGAUGGGUAAAAAGAGCCUUCCUCGGGGUCAGGAAGGGAGCGUUAAAGAAGUUGUUGAUAGGAUGCUUAAGUGAGGGCGAGUCUAGAGUUUUGUCUCCUUUGUAUCUUAUCAUUCAUGGCUUUUUUAAAUAUCACAAAAACAAACUAAAAACAGAAUAAUGUUACUUGGGAUGCUUCCUCUUUAGUUCUAGAUGUGACCUUGUAUGUGUGGAUGAUUAAUGCUACAUUGCUGUGUAUUUUGCCUCUGAAAUCUUAAGCGCUUUCUACACUUUUGCCUAAAAUGUGCAAGUCCACUCUUCUAUAGAAGCUGUUUUGCUUUUUGUUAUGGAGAUUUUCAGAAACGCAAAGGUCAGUCCUUGGGUCCUGUGUGCCAUCCGCUGGCUACAGUCACCAGCCACAGUUAACCUGGUUUCAUGUACAGUUUCUUCUACCUGUGAUGUUUAUUGAAAGUCCAGCUGGGCUGCUUUGAGAUACUGGAACUCUGGCGGUGAUAGUUGUGUGGCGUAUUAACAUUAUCAAAUAUGCUUUUUGCUUUCAUAACUAAUGAAGUCCCAGAAAUGGACCUUAGAAGUGAGUUUUCAGAAUUAGUAAGGAGACUCAGAGAUAAAGGGAUUCUCUGUCUCCCCCACAUCCUCAAAAGGAGAGACUGUUCAGUUAUAAAAGUACUAUAAAGACUGUGAUGUAGUCAGGCGAGGCCUGCACUACAUAGUGAGACCCUGUCUCAAAAACAGAAACAAAAACCAAAACCCUCCAAUGUAAGGUACUUGAGACCCUUCACUGUAAAAUCGGUUUUUUUUUUCCUGUGUUAUAUAGAGGGUUGUGUGACCAUUAGGAUGGUUAUCAGCUUGUCCUGGUUUCAUAAUACAACUCUGGUCUUGAAAGUAUAAUUUGGAAAUCAUUUUGUUCUGUGAAAAUAACCUCCCAAAAGUAAAGUAAUCACUAAUUGUUGUACUUGAUAAUUUUACAUUUUGGUAAUAAUACAAUUAUUUCUGUGUUCCUAAAACAGCAUAAAUUGUUGUUCGCUUGGAUGCAUGUUGAAAAAAUAAAACCAUAUGUCUCUGUUA